GCCGCCCAGCUAGGUUUGUCCGGUGCAAUCACAAGGCGAAGAAGAACGAUGUUUCCUUCCAGCAGCAGCAACGGCAACGGCAACGGUAACCCUGUUCCUUAUGCCGACCACCCAAGUCUUCACCGGCAUUUUCUCACUGAGCUCACCCCCAAUUCUCGACAAGACGACCCGGCAAUAGGUUCCAGCUUCUUGUAUCACUUUCCUUCUCCCCCAAUUCACUGCGGAACCGAUGAUGUAUUCCUCCAACACCACCAUGAUCUUAUGCUCCAACACCAACCCUUAACCGUUAAUAAUAAUUCUAAUGUGGCUGCGGCUGCGGCUGCAAGCAUCUUAUUUAACCCGGUCGAAUCAAACCUGAACAUCAACGGAUUAGUAGGAGAUUGUAUUAAGAAAAGUAGUCAUGGAAGUGCGACUGAACCAAUCUCGCAAAGAAGACCACUGAAGAGAGAUCGCCACAGCAAGAUCAAUACAGCUCAAGGUCCAAGGGAUAGGAGAAUGCGAUUGUCCCUUGAGAUUGCACGGAAGUUUUUCGAUCUUCAAGACAUGCUAGGCUUCGAUAAGGCUAGUAAAACUGUAGAGUGGUUGUUGACAAAGUCAAGAGCUGCCAUCAAAGAGCUUGCAACAGGCUUCCCCCAUAAGAAGCAUAGUUUCAGUCCCACGGCGAAGAGCGCAUCUUCGACAUCCGAAUGUGAGGUAUUGUCCGGAAUUGAUGAAGCCGCUGUCACUAACACUGACCUGCAGGGCAGCGUUUGGAAGGGUAAGCCCUGGGUGGGUGUUACCAAAGAGAAGAAGGCGAGACAGUCGCGCAAAACCGCAUUUCAUCCUCUUGCAAGAGAGUCCAGGGUGAAGGCAAGGGCGAGGGCAAGAGAGAGGACAAGAGAAAAGAUGUGUAGUAAAAGGGUCGAUGAAUCGACUGGUCUAUGCGGCGAAGCAAAGAAUCAUGAAUUGAAUCAAUUAGGGUCUUGGAGUCCCCUUGAGGCCGGUGAAGAGUCGGGUUCCCUAAGUCACAACAAGAAUCAUUCUUUGGAACUUACGGCCGAGGUUGAAGAACCGAGCUCUCACGAGCAAGAGCCUCCAGGGGCUACAGAAGACAUUUUGGAUGAUUCGUUGGCGGUGGCGACGGGCAAGUGGAGCCCAUUUCCGAUUUUCAAUUAUCAACACAAUACUGGAUUAAUUCCUCAUGAGGUAAGUUCCAACAAGAAGUUUCCUGAUUCACCCUAUCAUUGUUUGGACAUAGACGGUGCUAGAUCGUACUCAAGUUACUGCACUAUGACAAACAUGCAUGUCCAAGAAGGAAGGCCUAAUUCUAAUCUUCUGACCACACCUCCAUAUAAUUCUGUGCAGUAUCAUUUGGCAGACUUCCAAUUCUAUGGCAAACCAUGGGAGGCCUACAACAAUCUAAAUCCAUUCUAGCUAACAUAAAUUAUA
Malania oleifera is the source of this 1428-nucleotide messenger RNA. RefSeq names its product transcription factor DICHOTOMA. Gene Ontology annotation, biological process: regulation of secondary shoot formation. The transcript has a single exon. The coding region runs from base 49 to 1413 and encodes 454 amino acids. Gene Ontology annotation, molecular function: DNA-binding transcription factor activity; sequence-specific DNA binding. NCBI's taxonomy places the organism in Eukaryota, Viridiplantae, Streptophyta, Magnoliopsida, Santalales, Ximeniaceae. Gene Ontology annotation, cellular component: nucleus. The record is from RefSeq and is a predicted model, not a curated record.